UGGGUUUCUCGUCAAUCUAGUCAGUUGUCAGCUGUCAUCUAAUCACCUCACCUCGCGACAGUGAUGGCGACAUAAUUUUUUCAUUCGUUUAUACGUUCAUAGUUCGUUUCAUCGUUUCUGAAAUCUGAAGCGAUACUUAGGACUCUUCUGAAAAUGGGAUCUGUUAAAAGCGAUCCAGUUUCGAAUAGUGGCAAACAUAAUGGAAACCCUUAUGGGAAAGUUGAAUUGACGCUAAUCAAUCAGUUAUUACCAGAAGAAAAGCUUUCUCCUACACCUUCUCAGCUAGAUGGACUAGGCAUGGACACAGAAACAGAUUUACGUAUUUAUGGAUGUGAAUUGAUUCAGACGGCUGGAAUUUUACUAAAAUUGCCUCAGGUCGCAAUGGCUACUGGGCAAGUUCUUCUUCAGCGAUUUUAUUAUUCCAAAAGCCUAGUGCGACACCCUGUUGAACACACAGCAAUGGCUUGUGUCUGUUUAGCUUCUAAAAUUGAAGAAGCUCCCAGAAGGGUCAGGGACGUUAUUAAUGUCUUCUCCCAUGUUAGACAAGUCAAUUCAAACAAAGAAAUCCAACCAGUUAUAUUAGACCAGAGCUACAUCCAGCUGAAAAACCUAGUUAUCAAGGCAGAAAGAAGGAUACUGAAGGAAUUGGGAUUUUGUGUUCAUAUAAAACACCCGCACAAGAUUAUCGUUAUGUUCCUGCAAGUACUUGGAUUGAACAAUCACCAAAAGUUGAUGCAAUAUUCCUGGAACUACAUGAAUGAUUCUCUGAGGACCGACGUUUUCGUCAGGUAUCAACCUGAAACAGUUGCGUGCGCUUGUAUAUAUUUGACUGCAAGAAAACUGAAGUUGCCGUUGCCCAAAAACCCUGCAUGGUUCUCCAUAUUUGGAUCGACUGAAGAAGAAAUUCGUGAUAUUAGCCUUAGGAUAUUGAAAUUGUAUAGCAGACCAAAGGCGAAUAUUGAAAGCUUAGAGAAGAAAGUCGAAGAUCUCUGUGAAAAGUACAAAUCAGCGAGGGUGAAGGUUAGGAAUUCAGGAAAUAACACCCCGAAUAACGAUUCCAGCCCUAGUCAACAGAAAACAACUGGAGCACAUAAUGCGUGGGGCGGAUUUAUCAGUCGAUCAGGAAGCCAUAUAGCUCCGCCCAUUGAGAAAAGGUCGAGAUCAAGAUCAGCAACACAUUCUCCUGACAAACACAAGAAGCGUACAAAAAAACAUAGAUCAAGGAGUAGGUCAGCUAGUAGGAACCACAAGAAAAAUCACAAGAGGAAAAGCUAUUCGAGGUCUAGAAGUAACACACCUCCGCCGAAAGUGAAGAAGAGGGAAAGGAGGUCUUCGAGGUCACCGAGUAUCGACAGGGAAUCGAGAAAUGAGCGGCACAUAGACAGAUAUGAAAAGUACGAGAAAGAGAGGUACAAGGAUGAUAGAGAGAGAUAUUCGGUCAAGGACAAAUAUGACGAUAAAAAAGAUAGGAAAGACAAAUACGAUACGAAAUACAGGGACAAAGAAGAUAAAUACUCAAGAGAGGACAGGGACAGGUACAAUAAGAAAUCUAAACAUAGAGAUGAUGAUAAAGUGGAGAGGUCGAAAGACAGGCGAUAAAAUAAGAAGUGUUGCAUAAAAUUGUACAACUUGAUUUUAUGGCUAGCCAAUCUUAAGUUUUUAAAUUUCGAAUUCUUGUGAGUUAAAACUACAUACAUUUCAUUGUAAAUAAAUAUUUUCUCAUACUUUC
Phaedon cochleariae (mustard beetle) is the source of this 1729-nucleotide messenger RNA. The record is from the annotation of a GenBank genome assembly. Lineage: Eukaryota; Metazoa; Arthropoda; Insecta; Coleoptera; Chrysomelidae.